Molecule: messenger RNA, 3009 nt
Organism: Hippoglossus stenolepis (Pacific halibut)
Lineage: Eukaryota; Metazoa; Chordata; Actinopteri; Pleuronectiformes; Pleuronectidae
Gene: tomm34
Product: translocase of outer mitochondrial membrane 34
Exons: 8
Coding region: 269-1204 (311 amino acids)
Cellular component (GO): cytosol; mitochondrion
Molecular function (GO): heat shock protein binding
Source: RefSeq, a predicted model, not a curated record
CUUCUCUCCGGAUCAAGUCCCCGGAUCCUCCGCAGCUUGUCUCCACUUCUAGCCUCCACACAGGCUCAGCUAACCGGCGCGGAUCUCAGCGAGCACCCGGAGUAAUGUGAGCGAACACCCGCAGCUCCAGUCACCGACAGUCGCUCGAACGUCCCUACCGCUGCGAGGAAGAGGAGGAGGAAGAGGAGGAGUUCAUUUACCGGGUCGUUACCCGUCGCUACCCGCUCACAAGACCGACUCGGCUGCCGUAACAGCUCAAAAAGAAGAGAUGCCUCAGAAGCAGAAAUCCCGACGCUCCUGGUUGGAGUUGAAACAAGCCGGAAACGACCGCUUCAAGACGGGUCAGUAUGGAGAGGCCAGCGGUCUGUACAGCGAGGCCAUCAGGGAGCUGGAGAAGGCCAGUGAAAAGAAGCCAGAGGAUUUGGCCAUUUUGUACUCGAACCGUGCAGCCAGCUACUUGAAGGAAGGAAACUGUGCAGAGUGUGUGAAAGACUGCAACAUGUCUCUGGAGCUGCAGCCGUUCAACGUGAAGUCUCUGCUUCGCCGUGCGGCUGCGUCUGAAGCCGUGGAGCGAUACAGGCUGGCGUACGUGGACUACAAGACGGCUCUGCAGAUCGACUGCAACAUCGCAGCCGCUCACGAAGGCACCAACAGGAUGUCGAAGGCGCUCACAGAGGCAGACGGCCCCUCAUGGAGAGAAAAGCUUCCUCCCAUCCCCACGGUUCCUCUGUCCAUCAGAGAGAAGCUCACCCAGCAGAGUCCAAACAACAUCCUGAUACCAACCCCAGCGCCGCAACAGAACGGCAGCAGAGAAGCAAAGAAAAAGGCUCCCAGUGAUAAAAACAUCAAGAAAGCCCAGGCGCAGAAAGAAGAAGGCAACGCUCUGGUGAAGAAAGGCGAGUUUAGAAAGGCCAUAGAGAAAUACAGCCAGAGCAUCAAGAACAACCCCACUGAGAUCACCACCUACACCAACCGGGCGCUGUGUUACCUGUCAGUGAAGCAGUACAGCGACGCUGUCAGAGACUGUGACGACGCUCUGAUGAUUGACAGCGGCAACAUUAAGGCUCUCUACAGGAGAGCUCAGGCUCACAAGGAACUCCAGGAUCUUAAGACGUGUGUGGACGACCUGAACAACCUGCUCCACGUGGAUCCAAAGAACACGGCUGCACUGAAGCUGAUGGAGGACGUGCAGAUGAUGAAGUGAGGAAGCAUCAGGGAGCGCGGAGGCAGCGGUGAGGAUCCGUCCCUGCACCGAGUGAAGAGCGGAGAGGACGACGGGUUAAUGAUGUUUUUAUAAGAGUCGUAAAGCAGCCGAGCCGCGGCGCCACUCAAACGGCAGAACGUGCGUUUCCCAAAAGCUCCUUCACCCCGAACUCGUGUUCACUCUCAAACAUAAGUUCGGACUCGAGACGCUUCUGGAAGAAGAGGAGAAGCGACGCGGCCGCGUUCAGCCUCGGGAACGUUUACCAGUUCGAGUUAAAAAGCUAAAAAUAUAGACACACACACGAUAACUGCAACUAUGAAACAUGAAAAAUGAAGUUCAGUGCUAAAGCUCUGUCGUCACGAAAAAACUUCAGCACUGAAAGUUCGUUCUUCUUAUUUACAACCUGAGAUAUUAAAGUAUUUCCUCAAGUGCAACAAAACUGACGGCUCAUACAUUUAUGUUCGUGCAGUCACAUUAUUCAACAUCAGUUCUGGGUUUGAGGGGAACUGGGACAAACAUUAACUUAAUUAAUAUUGAAAAGUUCAGAAAUCAGUAAUUUUGAUCGACAAUCAGUCCAAAAAACAAAAACCCAUUAAAAGUGGAUCAAAUACUUUACAGUUGAGAAGCUGUAACCGAAGAAUAGUUUGAGGUUUUUGCUUUUAAAAAUUGACGAAACAGAUUUUCCAAACCUGCGUAAAUGUAUUUACAUGAAUGUUGCUCCACAAGUUGGAUCCUUAUUGCUGCUGAUUUCUGAGUAGAACCAAAUGAAAAUUAAUUUUGGAGCCUGACACCAACAUUAAGCAGUAAAACAAAUUACAGCCUUAUUUGCAGAAACAUAUACGAAACAAAUUCCCAAGAUGUUUUCAAACUCUUAUGACAAAGAAAUUAAAUUGAUUGUAAUUGGCUCAAACUAUAAACGUUUUAAUAAAUAACUUAAAAGAAAAUCCAAUAUUUAGAAGUUGAGUUCAGAAACUUGUAUUUAUUCUGUAAUCGACCAACAGAAGCAGAAACUGAUUCGUCUGUGAAAAGAUGAAUCAGCUGGAAACUACUGACGAAAACAAUCAUGCCACGUUUUAACAUCGGUGUUAAUAACGGUUUAUUCCAUAUUUCAUUCACACGCCAGUUUUUUUCACAUGAUUUACUUAUUUAUCCUACGUUUUGUUUUUCUGAGGUUUUGAUUUCAUGUGAGAGUUUGAAAAUUUCCUCCAAGUUGCGAUCGCAGUUUGAUUUUCACGUAAACAGACUAAAACUGGUAAAUUCUACAAAACAAGACCCGACGCAGCAUCGGUCUUUAGUCGUUUGCUCAGUUUGCACAUUGAUUUGAAAGCGUCACUCCAGCCCGUCCCCUAGCGCCACCUGUUGUGCUCGACAGGAAGUGUUCUCACCUUCCCUCGUCGGCCUCAAUCCUCGAGUUCCAUUUGUUUAUCUCAUUAGAAUUAAAGCAUCGGUUUGUUCCGGUUCAAACAUGUUUUCAGACGGGUCUUCAUCCAAUGUACUGUCGGGGUUUCUUUUUCUUUGUUUUAUUGUGAAAUACGUGUCGGCUGCUCUGGAUUUAGUUUCCUCUGAUCUGUUCAAAGUAUCAAACAUCAAUUUAUGUCUCAGAAACAGAAGGAAAAACAAACGAAAGGCCCUGAAGUUUACGAGGAGGAGGAACAUAUCUGCGUCUGUUGGUGUUUGAAAGAGUCGAGACGCUGCGCGCUGGGAAAAUGUUCACGUUAGAGAUUCUUGGUUUUAUCACAUUUCUGUUCUUGUAACUUGUUCAACCUGCUUCUGUUUUAACUGCAAAUAAAGUGCAAAGAUCUGAA